Corythoichthys intestinalis (scribbled pipefish) is the source of this 1554-nucleotide messenger RNA. It is a transcript of the gene cyp21a2, whose product is annotated as steroid 21-hydroxylase. The transcript is spliced from 13 exons. NCBI's taxonomy places the organism in Eukaryota, Metazoa, Chordata, Actinopteri, Syngnathiformes, Syngnathidae. Gene Ontology annotation, biological process: progesterone metabolic process; hormone biosynthetic process. The coding region runs from base 1 to 1554 and encodes 517 amino acids. The record is from RefSeq and is a predicted model, not a curated record. Gene Ontology annotation, molecular function: iron ion binding; heme binding; steroid 17-alpha-monooxygenase activity.
AUGCCAAUUGAGGUGGUUAUGUUCAGUGUGGGAGCUGCCAUCCUCAUGCUGGUACUAACGAUCCUGCAAAGUUCCUUCAAAUCUGCUCUAAGAAAGAACUCUUCAUGUCCCAAUGGAAAAACUCCACCAGGCCCUCCAAGCCGUUUCCUCAUUGGCAACAUGAUGGAGUUAGCCCGCGACCACCUGCCAAUACACCUAACCCGCCUGGCACAAAACUAUGGGGAUAUCUACCAACUUAAAUAUGGAAAUACUCGACUGGUAGUUCUGAACAGCAGUGAGGUCAUUAGAGAAGCUUUGGUGAAAAAAUGGUCCGACUUUGCUGGGAGACCCAUGUCAUUUACAGGAAAUUUCGUCUCUGGUGGAGGGCGAUCCAUUUCUCUGGGAGAUUACAAUGACGAGUGGCGGGCCCAUCGUCGUCUAGUUCAUGGCGCAUUGCUGCGAUGCUGCCAUCAAUCUUUGCAUGAUGUGAUUGAAAAGCAGGCGACACAGCUCUGCAAGGUUCUGAAGGCCUAUCAAGGCAGUGCAGUUGAUCUGUCUGAGGAUUUCACAGUGGCGGCAAGUAAUGUGAUCACCACUUUGACUUUUGGAAAGGAAUAUGACAAGAGUUCUUCAGAGCUGCAGGAGUUACACAAAUGUCUGAAUGAGAUUGUCGGUCUCUGGGGCUCCUCUUGGAUUUCUGCCCUGGACUCUUUUCCUUUACUGAGAAAAUUACCCAACCCUGUCUUCUCCCGUCUCAUGCGAGAGGUGACGAAGAGAGACAACAUCAUACGCAAACACCUCAAUGAAUACAAGUUACAAAACAAGAAACCAAAUGGCACCAUCGCAGGCUGCUUCCUCGAGGGACUCAACACAGAGGACGGAGUGAACCAGCUGCUGACAGACACUCAUGCCCACAUGGCCACUGUGGACCUGCUCAUCGGAGGAACAGAGACCACUGCAGCUUGGCUCAACUGGACUGUAGCGUUCCUCUUGCAUCGACCAGAGGUCCAGACUCAGGUCUAUGAAGAGCUGUGCACGGUAGCAGAGGGUCACUAUCCCAAAUACAGUGAAAGGCACAAACUUCCCGUCCUGAGUGCUCUCGUCAACGAAGUGCUCCGACUCAGGCCCGUCGCUCCACUGGCUGUACCACACAGAACUAUCAGAGACAGCAGUAUUGCAGGUUAUUUCAUCCCCAAGAACACAGUGAUCAUUCCUAAUCUUUUUGGAGCCCACCACGAUCCUUCAGUCUGGACGGAACCCCACAGCUUCAAACCAGAACGUUUCCUAGAGGGAGGAGGAGCCUCCCCUAGAGCCCUGAUCCCUUUUGGAGGGGGGGCUCGCCUUUGCCUGGGGGAGUCAGUUGCUAAAAUGGAGCUUUUCCUCUUCAUGGCGUAUUUGCUGAGAGAUUUUCACUUCUUGCCCGCUGAUGCCUGUCUGCCCGACCUGAGGGGCAUAGCUAGUGUUGUGCUCAAGGUGAAGGCCUACAAAGUAAUUGCUCGCCCACAACCUGAUCACAUGAGGGUCAAGGCAGUGCUGGAGCUUAUCCCAGCAAACUAUGGGCUCAAGGUGGGCUAA